GGUGCCUGCACGGCCUUCCGAUAGGGUACUCCGGCGGCGGCGAGGUUGAGGAGGACGGGGGAGGGGGUUGGUGGCGCUGGGGUCAGGCUCCGCCCGUGCCGCCCGAUAGGGUCGACGUGGGGCUCCUGAUGCAGUUUCUACUUGAAUAAGUUCGGAUUAAGAAUAGAAAAGGCAGGCACUACUCCGAUACAAUGCCAUAACUUUGCCUCGCUGUGCAGAAUUGUCUUUAGCCUCACUCAAUCCACGACCAUGCCCAAAAAGAAGCUGCUACCUUUUGUAUGCUUCCUACUCGUGGGCCUCAACCUUGUAGCCCUCACCGCCGGUGACGAUCACCAGCUCAUGUAUUCCGGCUUCGCCGGCAGCAACCUCAUCCUCGACGGCGCAGCCACCGUCACGGCGAGUGGCCUCCUCGAGCUCACCAACGGCACACUCCGGCUCAAAGGCCAUGCCAUCUACCCCACGCCGCUGCGCUUCCGCGACGCGUCCAACGGUGGCGCGACGACGAGGUCCUUCUCCACCUCCUUCGUGUUUGGCAUUCUCUCCGCCUACCCCGACGUGAGCGCCAACGGCAUCGCCUUCUUCGUCGCGGCGAGCAAGGACAUCUUCUCCGGCGCCAUGGCGGCGCAGUACCUCGGCCUCCUCAACGGCACCAACAACGGCAACGCGACCAACCGCGUCUUCGCCGUCGAGCUCGACACCAUGCAGAACAACGAGUUCGGGGACAUCAGCGACAACCACGUCGGGAUCGACAUCAACAGCCUCAUCUCGGCGAACUCUACCAACGCCGGCUACUACGGCGACGGCGACGGCGAAUUCCACAGCCUGACGCUAAUCAGCCACGAGGCGAUGCAAGCGUGGGUAGAUUACAACAGCGAGACCAAGAAGAUCAACGUGACCCUGGCUCCCCUCAAGAUGGGCAAACCUGCCCGGCCUCUGCUCUCGGCAACACACGACCUCUCAACGGUGAUCCCGGACAUGGCAUACAUCGGCUUCUCGUCUUCGACAGGAUUAGUCAACUCAAGACACUAUGUUCUUGGAUGGAGCUUUGCUAUGGAUGGGCCUGCACCGGACAUCGACAUCGCCAAGCUGCCAAAGCUACCUCGUGAGUUCCCAAAGCCAAGAUCCAAGGUCAUGGAAAUCAUCCUACCAAUAGUCACUGCAGCAGUGGUCCUUUUUGUGGGCACGGUUCUUGUUCUACUUAGGCGAAGGCAGCUAAGGUACACUGAACUGAGGGAAGAUUGGGAAGUCGAUUUCGGACCGCAUCGGUUCUCGUACAAGGAUUUAUUCCGUGCCACGGAAGGGUUCAAGAACAAGAAUCUAUUGGGGGUAGGAGGGUUUGGAAAAGUAUACAAGGGAGUUCUUUCGGUGUCUAAAUGCGAGAUCGCCGUGAAGAGGGUGUCACACAACUCGAAGCAGGGCAUGAAGGAAUUUGUUGCUGAGAUUGUUAGCAUUGGGCGCAUGCAGCAUCCUAACCUUGUUCAGUUACUCGGCUAUUGCCGUCGAAAAGGUGAAUUGCUUCUUGUAUAUGAGUACAUGUCGAAUGGGAGCCUGGACAAGUUUUUGUAUUGCCAAGGGGAAAAGGCUACUCUAAACUGGAUUCAGAGGCUUGGUAUCAUCAAAGGCAUCGCAUCAGGCUUGAUCUACCUCCAUGAGGAAUGGGAGAAGGUUGUCGUCCACCGGGACAUCAAGGCGAGCAAUGUGUUACUUGACAGUAGUAUGAAUGGUCGAUUAGGAGAUUUUGGACUUGCUAUGUUGUAUGACCACAGUGAAAACCCACAAACCUCUCAUGUUGUUGGCACCAUAGGAUACCUUGCCCCUGAGCUUGGCCGCACCAGUAAGGCGACCACUUCGACCGACAUAUUUGCCUUUGGCGUAUUCGUUCUUGAGGUCAUUUGUGGGCAAAAGCCCAUCAUGCAGGAUUCAGAAGACAACCAACUCAUGCUGGUCGAUUGGGUGGUCGAGCAUUGGAACCGAACAUCGCUAACUGAUACGGUGGAUGCUAAGCUCCAAGGUGACUACAAUGUUGAUGAGGCAUGCAUAGCACUAAAAGUAGGGUUGUUGUGCUCUCAUCCCUUCCCUGAAGCAAGGCCCAGUAUGCGGCAAGUCCUGCAAUACCUAAACGGUGAAUUGGCAGUGCCAGAGCUUGUUCCAGCACAUCUAAGCUUUCAAAUGCUGACAUUGAUGCAGAAUGAAGGGUUCGACUCUUACAUCCUGUCAUACAUGCUCUGCCAUCCACUCCACAUGCUGUUCCUUUUCCUUGGCCUUCUUGCACCCUCCGCUGCUACAGAUGGCGAUCAAUUCCUCUACACCGGAUUCGCCGGCGCGAACCUCACCCUCGACGGCGCCGCCACGGUCACGGCGGCCGGCCUCGUCGAGCUCACCAACGGCUCGACUCAUCAGAAAGGCCACGCCUUCCAUCCGGCUCCCCUCCGCCUCCGCGGGUCGCCGAAAGGCACGGUGCGUUCCUUCUCGGUGGCCUUCGUCUUCGCCAUCGUCUCCGGCUACCUCGACUUCAGCACCCACGGCCUGGCCCUCGUCGUCGCGCCGGGCAUCAAGAGCCUGUCCACCGCGCUGACGGAUCAGUACAUGGGCCUCACCAACGCCAAGGACGACGGCAAAGACACCAACCACAUGCUCGCCGUCGAGCUCGACACCGUGCAGAACAUCGAGUUCAAAGACAUGAACGCCAACCACGUCGGCAUCGACAUCAACACCCUCACCUCAUUGCAAUCCAAUGAGACGGGGUACUACCACGACAACAAUGGCAGCUUCCAAAAUCUAAGCCUCAUUAGCCGUGAGGCGAUGCAGGUUUGGGUGGACUACGACGGAGAGGCGACGCAGAUCAAUGUUACAAUUGCUCCCCUUGCAAUGGUGAAGCCCAAGAGGCCAUUGAUCUCUUACAUCUACAACCUGUCAACCGUGCUAGCAGAGCCGUCGUAUAUCGGCUUCUCGUCGGCAACCGGACCGGGGAAUUCACGGCACUAUGUUCUUGGUUGGAGCUUUGGCAUGAACAAGCCUGCUCCAGUGAUCGACAUCGCCAAGUUGCCGAAGCUUCCACAGUUGGGCUCCAAGCCUCGCUCAAAAGUCUUGGAGAUAACCCUGCCUAUUGCAAGUGCGGCACUAGUCCUCACCGUGGGCAUUGCCGUGGUUCUACUUGUGCGAAGGCGGCUGAGGUACACUGAGCUGCGCGAAGAUUGGGAGAGCGAGUUCGGGCCACAUCGGUUCGCGUACAAAGAUCUGUUCCAUGCCACAAAGGGGUUUAAGGACAAGCAUUUGCUUGGUGCAGGAGGCUUUGGCAUGGUAUACAGGGGAGAGCUUCAAAAGUCCAGAGUCGAGGUUGCUGUGAAGAAGGUGUCCCAUGGGUCGAAGCAAGGGAUGAAAGAGUUCAUCGCGGAGAUUGUAAGUAUCGGCCGCAUUAGGCACCGUAACCUUGUGCAGUUACUUGGCUACUGCCGGCGAAAAGAUGAACUCAUUCUGGUGUAUGACUACAUGUCCAAUGGUAGCCUCGACAAGUACCUGUACAGUGAAGAAGAUGGCCUAACAACCUUGGAUUGGGCUCAAAGGUUCCGUAUCAUCAAAGGUGUCGCAUCCGGCCUACACUUCCUCCACGAGAGGUGGGAGAAAGUCGUCAUCCACCGCGACAUCAAGACUAGCAAUGUGCUUCUGGACAAAGAAAUGAAUGGACGACUAGGCGACUUCGGCCUCGCAAAGCUGUACGAACACGGCGCCAACCCACAGACCACUCGUGUGGUUGGCACCACAGGGUACCUAGCUCCGGAGCUUGUGCGGACGGGCAAGGCGACCCCUCUUACCGAUGUUUUCGCCUUCGGCACAUUCAUGCUCGAGGUUACAUGUGGGCAAAGACCUAUCAAGCAAGACGAGCAAGGCAACCAGUUCUUGCUGGUUGACUGGGUGCUCCAGCACUGGCACAAUGGGUCACUCCUUGAGGUUGUGGAUCCCAAGCUGCGAGGAGAGCACAACUCUGAUGAGGUACGGUUUGUGCUUCAGAUAGGAUUGUUGUGCGCGCACCCAUCUGCCACUGCAAGGCCCAGCAUGCAGCAAGUCUUGCAGUAUCUUGAUGGGGAGACGCUGCUCCCGGAGAUGACGCGCGCGGACCUGAGCUUCAACAUGCUAGCUCUCCUGCAAAGGAAAGGGUUGCAUGUCAUGUCAUGGCCGUGCUCGUCAACGAUGGUGAGCGCCGGCACCAUAUCCGACCUAUCAGGAGGAAGAUGACGCUAGUGUUUGUUUGAUUUUAUUACUAGUAUGAAAUCAUGUCCGUUGCUUGAAUCCUUGCUCUUGUUUUUGGACUCUAGUGGUUAAAAUAUAGGCUACAUCACUUGCAUAGUUUUAUGUUAUAAAGACAGGGAUGCUGGUUAUUGAGAUUCAAGUUUUAUUGACAAAGAAUUUGUUUGAUACCUA
Setaria italica (foxtail millet) is the source of this 4419-nucleotide messenger RNA. RefSeq lists its product as uncharacterized. NCBI's taxonomy places the organism in Eukaryota, Viridiplantae, Streptophyta, Magnoliopsida, Poales, Poaceae. The record is from RefSeq and is a predicted model, not a curated record. The coding region runs from base 250 to 4233 and encodes 1327 amino acids. Gene Ontology annotation, molecular function: carbohydrate binding; protein kinase activity; ATP binding. Gene Ontology annotation, cellular component: plasma membrane. Gene Ontology annotation, biological process: protein phosphorylation. The transcript is spliced from 2 exons.